Molecule: messenger RNA, 720 nt
Organism: Gadus macrocephalus (Pacific cod)
Lineage: Eukaryota; Metazoa; Chordata; Actinopteri; Gadiformes; Gadidae
Exons: 4
Coding region: 131-481 (116 amino acids)
Source: RefSeq, a predicted model, not a curated record
GGAACACGCAAGACAAAUUCACAUGAGGACCUCCAUGAAAAUACUUUGAAAACCCACAUAGAAUUUGAAUUAAGACACAGAUAGGCAAUAUAUAGUUAGACAGACACACUCAGACGGACAAAACAUUUCAAUGGAUAAUUGGAGGUCCCUGGCGGCAGUCCUGGUGUUCUUUGCAUUGUUGGAAAUCUACCACGGAUUUCCUUUUAAUGUGAAUUCUGAGACAAGGACACCAGACAACUGGCAGGACGAGAGCCUGGACAGCGCUGCAGUCAGUAAAAUGGCAGACAUGAUGAAAAGAUCCAAAGCCCUGCGCUUCUACGGCCUGAUGGGGAAGCGCUCAGGUUCAAGGCAGCCGAUACAAAUGAACAGACGACGCAACAAAGGAGAGAUGUUUGUGGGCCUGAUGGGGAGAAGCAUCACCAGCGGAGGUAAGACACACAACGCUUCGAUUCUCAAGGCAACUUUAUUGAUAGAUGCAUGAUGUUCUAUGCUACAACCAAGCUUAAAAAACGAUUAAUUUUUCCUGAAGAAUCGUGGUUGGUCUGUUCAAAGGAGUUUUUUUUGGCUUGUUGCAGAAUCCUUGACUCAAAUCCUCCCGGGGGCAUCGCGGGCCAUCGGCUGUGUCCAAGGAGUCCCAUGAGCCGGUGGGUGUCCUGCCAGCCCCAACACCUGAGACUGUGGGUUCUUUUCCGUUUGUGACCCUGGCCUUCAGUGGUCAGA